AUGUUCUACUAUUCCCGACCAUCAUAUCAGGUCUAUACAUCGGAUGAUUAUAAUCCAGAGAAUACUGGACGAUAUCCAACAGGAAAAUCAGUCUAUGGAAAUGAUUCAACAUAUUAUGUUGACGGACAAAAUGGUACAACAUGGUUACCACCCCCACCGACAUCAGCUUAUCUACCAAAUGAUCUUGCUAAUAAUCAUGGAUCUUUUACAGAUUCAAAUGGUUCAUGUUUACCAUCAAUGGCAAGUUUUCGAUCGCAACAAGGAGGAACAUAUUCAAACAAUGGCAAUGAACAAACAGUACAAACCGGAGAAACACUUGGCAAAGCAUUACAAUCUAUCUACCCAAGCGAUCAUCCUUAUCCUUCGACACCAUCGACUCCUCUCUCUCCUCCACCAUUAAAUGGAUCUAGUCAAUCAUGGGUACCUUCAGCAUCUCAAUCUUAUCACAAUCAAUUACAUCCUCUUACAAGUCUAAUCGAUCUAAAUGAUGAACCUUAUUAUUUACUCAAUUUGAAUGAGCCACCACGAUUAGAUGUUGAUGAUUCAUUUCGUCAACCACCACCAGAUUACCAUCAUUAUUAUGCUGGCUAUCAUCAUCCACAUUCCACUGGACCUUAUUCGGCAUUUUUAGCUCAUCCACCAAGUUUACAUCCAGCAUCGACAUCUGAUACAUCAUCAAGAAAUCGACAUCAUGAUCCAUAUUUAACAUAUCCUAAUCCACCAUCGACAUCAUCAUCAACUUCAUCGACUGAUGCAAAUACUGCUGUAAAUCCUGAUUUAAACGUUGAAUGUAUUGAUAAAGUUAAGUUAGAUAUUGAAAAUAAACCGCCACCACCACCAACACCACUACCGCUACCACUACCAUCAACAGCAAUAACAACAGCAACUGGAUCAUCUCAAUUAACAACAGAUAAAUUAAAUGAAUUCAAUCUUCGACAACAAAAUUUAACUGACUUAUCACAAGAAAAUGCAUCACCAUUAACAAUUGCUAUUGGUGGUACAACAAAUAAUGUACAUAUUGGUCCAUCCUCAUCAUCAUCAUCAAAAUUACGAAAUUCAUUGACACUCAGUCCAAAUAGUCAAAUGAAUUUAUCAUGUAUGCGAGGUGGACCUGGUUCUGAAGGUAGUAUUGAUCCAGAUGAAACUCCUGAAGAACGUGAACGACGAGAAAAAGAUCGCCGAGCAGCAAAUAAUGCUCGUGAACGAUUACGUGUACGAGAUAUUAAUGAUGCAUUUAAAGAACUUGGUCGUAUGUGUUCAAUUCAUAUGCGUAAUGAUAAACCUGUUACAAAAUUAGGUAUACUUCAACAAGCAGUUAAUCUUAUAACAACACUUGAACAACAAGUUCGAGAACGAAAUUUAAAUCCUAAAGCUGCAUGUUUACGACGACGUGAAGAAGAAAAAUCUGAUGAUAUUAAUGGUAAUAUGAAUAUCAAUGGACAAAUGCCACCAACAGGUACAGGUAUUAUGUCAACUGAAUCAUCUUCAAUAGAUAAUUCAAAUUACUUGGAACAGAUGCAUCAAUCUAUUCCACCAUCUUAUUGGCAACAAUGA
Messenger RNA from Adineta steineri, 1554 nucleotides. Lineage: Eukaryota; Metazoa; Rotifera; Eurotatoria; Adinetida; Adinetidae. The record is from the annotation of a GenBank genome assembly.